Molecule: messenger RNA, 746 nt
Organism: Arabidopsis lyrata subsp. lyrata
Lineage: Eukaryota; Viridiplantae; Streptophyta; Magnoliopsida; Brassicales; Brassicaceae
Exons: 3
Coding region: 98-604 (168 amino acids)
Biological process (GO): regulation of gene expression
Cellular component (GO): peroxisome
Molecular function (GO): RNA nuclease activity
Source: RefSeq, a predicted model, not a curated record
CUCUCUAGGACCAUUUUUUCUUAAGCCCAACCAAAACCAGAGAACUCUUCCACCGCCGCAGUUCUAAAACCCUAAUUUAUCGGUUUUGGUCGAAACAAUGGCCACUGAGACAAAGAUAGUUGUCUUCUGGGACGUAGUAGAAUGCCCACUCCCUGAUGAUCUCUUGCCUUCUUUGGUUUCUGGGAAUAUCGAACUAGCUCUACAGAGACAGGGUUAUCUUCCUUGUAAUGUGUCAAUCAGGGUUUAUGGUAAGAAGAAUUAUGAGUUCAAGGAUGAGUUUCUCCUCGCUAAUAUCAUGUUCUUGCCCGCAGGAGAUGCAAGUGCGAGAUGUAAAAGGAUGGUGAAGGAUAUUGAUAAAUGGGCAUUGGGCAAUGGUAAAUCAGAUUUGAUGGUAAUCUCACGAGUCAACACGGAGUUGGCCACUUAUCUCGCAGAUUGGAAAGCCAAAGACUUCAAGAUUCUCGGGGCAAGGCCAGAAAACGCACCAGGCAAAUGUAGCAGCUGCAAAAUGACGACUUUGGACGAGCUUUUCACUCAAGAAUGGGUCUGGGAAAGCCUAUCAGUUGGAGGAGACCCUAUCACCAGAGCAGCAGAGCUUAGUUAGUUAUUGAAACGUUUAAACCGACUCACCUAUGUACAACCAGUAAAUCGAUCUCAUCAUGUAUUUUCUUCUUCGUAUUAACAUUUUUCCUCUGUUUCUCAUUAAUCAGACGUGCAUUUUUAAUCAAAAGAGUAAAUCUUGUUAA